Trypanosoma theileri is the source of this 864-nucleotide messenger RNA. Its product is annotated as tyrosine phosphatase. The transcript has a single exon. Gene Ontology annotation, cellular component: cytoplasm. Gene Ontology annotation, molecular function: phosphatase activity. The coding region runs from base 1 to 864 and encodes 287 amino acids. Lineage: Eukaryota; Euglenozoa; Kinetoplastea; Trypanosomatida; Trypanosomatidae. The record is from RefSeq and is a predicted model, not a curated record. Gene Ontology annotation, biological process: protein dephosphorylation.
AUGCAGGAGCCACUUGUACCAUCUAUUAACUUUGCCAUGGUAUGUCCAGGCGUUUACCGCUCCGGGUACCCAACGAAAAAGAACUACCGCUUUAUUCGUGCUCUACGGCUUCGCACCAUUCUCUAUCUUUGUCCAGAAGAAUAUGCAGAAAGUAACGUAAAGUUUUGCGAAGAAAAUGGUAUCAAUAUUCUUCGAUUCCCAACUGAAGGCAACAAAGAACCCUUCAUGGAUAUAUCAGAAUCAUUAAUGCACCGGAUCCUUACUGCUCUUAUUGACACAAGAAUACACCCAGUUCUCAUUCAUUGCAAUAAAGGCAAACACCGAACAGGAACUGUUGUUGGAUGUCUGCGAUUAUUGCAAGGGUGGUCCCUUGUGUCAAUUUUUCAAGAGUAUCGCAGCUUUGCCGGAGACAAGGUGCGCAUGGGAGAUCAACAGUAUGUGGAGCUUUAUCAUCCUAUCGUGCGCGUGGCUCCGCCGUAUGUGGCGGAGUGGGUAUGCAUUACGCCCAUUGUUACUGUCGUUGAGAGCGAACGGGAGUUGUUGGAGGCAGAAUCACGGCAGCUCGGUUGGAGCCUGGUAUCACCACCAACCCCUCCUGCGGCGCAGCAACCAGAUAUAAUAAAGACACCGGUAGAGCAACCUGGAAAAAAGAAUGUUGCGGUGCAUAGCAACAAAGACGCUGAUGCUGCUAUAUCAACAAUAAAAUCAGCUCCUGUUACUGCUCCCCCAGCCGCUACUGCAGCCACAACGACAUCCCACCGCGCGAGCGGUCAUAUUGACGGUAACAACAGCGCACCAAAAGUGAAGGAGACCACUACGGUGUCGCGGAAGGAACUCGGUGAAAGCAAGAAAAGUCAAAAAUAG